Molecule: messenger RNA, 3954 nt
Organism: Girardinichthys multiradiatus
Lineage: Eukaryota; Metazoa; Chordata; Actinopteri; Cyprinodontiformes; Goodeidae
Gene: adra1ab
Product: adrenoceptor alpha 1Ab
Exons: 3
Coding region: 400-1788 (462 amino acids)
Biological process (GO): positive regulation of cytosolic calcium ion concentration; cell-cell signaling; adenylate cyclase-activating adrenergic receptor signaling pathway
Cellular component (GO): membrane
Molecular function (GO): alpha1-adrenergic receptor activity
Source: RefSeq, a predicted model, not a curated record
AAGCACUUCACUGCUCUCUCCGUGUUGUCUGUAGCUGCCUCAUGACGAAUGACUGCUCUCGGAGAAAAUUAGCUGAAUUCUCUGGGCUCGCACUUAUGUGUGUGCACUCUAAAGCAAGAUUUCUUGCAGUAAGGCCUUUUUAGGGUGAAGACUGGAUCUCAACUCCAACUGUGAUCACCUUUUUGCCCCUUUGAGUAUUUUCAGACUCAGCAUGAUAAACUGCAGCAGUUUUAUUAUGACCAAAUUGGAAAUUCAGCCGAAGAAUCUAGACCACAUGAUCUAUGGAUUGUUGGCAAGAGUCAGUGCAUCUGCAAAUGAAGUGGAAGAGCAGUUUAUGCAGCUGGGAAAGCUUUUGUCCUCUGUUGGAGCAUAACAACAUAAUUCACCUAAGCAUUUAUAAUGGUUCCAACUGAGAAUACAAGUCUUUUUUCACCAGCUGGUUUUUGCCCCAACUCCAGCUCCUCUACCCUUUCAGAGGUGCAUGUGGCCAAGGCAGUGGUUUUAGGGGUUGUGCUAGUGGUCUUUUUGUUGUUUGGGGUCCUCGGAAACAUCCUGGUCAUCCUGUCUGUGCUGCUCCAUCAUCAGUGGCGAUCUGUAACGCAUUAUUUUAUUGCCAACUUGGCAGCGGCAGACCUGCUGCUAAGUUCAGCUGUCCUGCCUUUCUCCGCCACCUCCGAGGCUCUGGGCAGGUGGGUGUUUGGCCGCUCCUUCUGCAACGUCUGGGCCGCCCUGGAUGUCCUCUGCUGCACCGCCUCCAUUCUUAGCCUCUGUGUGAUUUCCAUUGACCGCUAUCUGGCUGUGAGCUACCCACUGCGCUAUCCGGCCAUAGCUACUGGCCGGCGAGGCCUGACCGCAGUGGCGGCUCUCUGGGUACUCUCAGCCGCUAUAUCUGUGGGCCCUUUGUUCGGCUGGAAGGAGCCUGACCCGGAAGAUGAAACCGAGUGUCGAAUCACACAAGAACCUGGAUAUGCUUUGUUUUCAGCAUUAGGGUCUUUCUACAUACCACUGGCCAUCAUCUUGGCCAUGUACUGUCAAGUGUAUAGAGUGGCAAGAAGAGAGACAAAAACCAUUAGAGAGGGCGCAAAAGGAGAGGGGGUGGAGAUGGAAGGAGUGAUGUUAAGGAUACACAGAGGGAACUCUUCUCAGGCUGGGAAGAACAAGGAUGAUGAGGAGACUGUGAUGCACAAACGGUCCUCGUUUCCCCUGCCAAAGCUGCUAAGGUUCUGGGGGGAAGAAAAGGCAGCCAAGACUCUGGGCAUUGUGGUCGGUUGCUUCAUCCUAUGCUGGCUCCCCUUUUUUCUGGUUUUACCAAUAGGGUCCAUCUUCCCGUCCUGUAAGCCCCCUGAAACCAUCUUCAAGAUAACCUUCUGGCUGGGUUACCUCAACAGCUGCAUCAACCCUGUUAUUUACCCAUGCUUCAGCCAGGAGUUCAAAAAAGCUUUCCACAACAUGUUAAGAGGGCGCUGCAUAAGAACUGCAGUUCCCGCUGCCAAACAGGGACACAUCACCGCUCAUUCCUCCUGUCCCCGCCCAACGUCUUAUGGAUCUGGUACUUCAGUCCAAAACCAUACUGCUGCUUCCUCAUUAGCUUGCUGCAGGAUGCUGUCGACGUCAACAUCAUCUGUUGGUGGUCAAGAUAAGACUCAAAGCGGACAUGUCCAGGGGAAGGGCCUGCUGAAGGCCUGGUGCCUUUCAGCGAGGCAAACCUCAGUAGCACAGAACCCUUCCACAAAUGGGUCAACUAAAGUCUUACGCCUCUCUCUUGGCAUUUCUGGAGAAGCCGUUUAAUUGGGUUCUGAGAGGUCAGGACAUUCAAUCUUGUUAUCCAGCCUCCUCAGAGAAACAGUUAUGUACAACUCUGUCCUCAAAUGCAAGAUGAGAGAUCAAAAUGACUGCAGCAGCCUUUUGUAUUAGGAACAUGCAUGCUCAGCAGAAAACAUUUGGACCGGUUGUGUUGUUGGAGUUUGCGGAAAAAGACUGAGCCAAAAAUCCUGUUUUGCAAGAAUGAACACACGAACAGAAUAUCCUGGAGUGUUUGCUGAGGAUUAAAGGAGAUACCAGUAAUUCUGCUCAUAUUGAAAUUGUAAGAUUACCCCAGAGAAAUGAUUUAUUGGAACAUUAGUGGUGUUUCUGCAUAUUGCACUAAAGGGAACAAUCCCAAGAUGAUUUAGGGGUAAUUACUAUAAAGUGACAGAUCUGAGAAAGCUGGUGUUGGGAGUGUGUUACCUCUGAUUUAAAGAGAAGGUCACAACAGAAACAUGCAGCGCCUUGCAAACGUAUUCACACUCAUUUGACACAUUAUGACCACAACCCUAAAUGUGUUUUAUGUAAAGAUUUAAUGUAACAGAACAACACAAAGUGCUGCACAAUUGUAAGGUAAAAGAAAAAUGGAAACUUGGUUUCAACCGUUUUUAAAAGAUAAGAAUCUACAAAGUGUAGCUUAAAUACGCAUUUACCCCCGUUACUCUGACACCCUUAAAUAAAAUUCUGUGCCACCAAUCAUAGGCCAUCUAAUGAGUAGUGUCCGCCUGUGUGUAUUUUAACCUCAGUGGAAAUCCAGCUGUUAUUCGAAGGCCUCAGAGGUUUGUUAGAGGACAUUAGUGAACAUGAAGACCCAGGAACACAGUGGACGGGUCAGGGAGGAAGCUCUGGAGAAGUUUAAAGCAGAGUUAGGUUCUUAAUCAACAUCCCCAGCUCUGAGCAUCCCAUGGAGCACUGUUAAAUCCACCAUUUAAAAAGGGAAAGACGAUGGCACAACUACAAACUUAGACAUGGACAUCCACCUAUACUAACAGGCUGGGCAAGAAGAAGCAGCGAAGAGUAAUAUGGUAUCUGGAGGAGCUGCAGAGAUCCGCAGCUCAUGUAGGAGAUUCUGUUAAAAGAACAAAUCUGGCCUUUAUGGAACAGUGGCAAGAAAAAAGCCAAUGGUGGAAGAAAGCCAGAAGAAGCCAUGUUUACAGUUUGUCACAAGCCAUGCAGAGGACACAGCAAAGAUGUAAAAGAUGCUCUGAUAAGCCCAAAAACAAACGUUUUGGGCUACAAUUAAAAAAGUAUGUGUAAUACAAAGCCUAUACUGCUACUUACCCUGAAGAAACCAUCCCCAUAAUGGAACAUGGUGGAGGCAGUAUCAUGCUUUUCUUUAGCAACAACAGGGAAGCUGGUCAAACUUGAUGGGAAUAAGGCGUUAAACCCAGGACAUUCCUAGAAGUCCUGGAUGACAUCCACCUGUUAGAUGCUUCAAAAGACUUAAGACUGGGGCAAGAUGAAGACCUUAAACAUGUGGCCAGAGCUAGAUCAAAGCAUAUUCAUGUGUUAGAAUCACCCAUCAGAGCAAAGUUCAAGUAAGACUCUGAGGCAAGUGUUGAAAACUGAUGUCCACAGAAGCUUUCCGUUUUCUGACAGAGUUGAAACUCUUUUGUAAAGAAGAAUGUGCAAAACAUUUCAGUUUCUAGCUGUGCAAAGCUGGUAAAGAAAUACCCCAGAUGUACUUUAGUUUUUUGUGAAAAGUUUUAAAACGUCAUGUUUACAUGCCACCUCACAAUUCUGUAUAAGUCUAUAAAAUCCCAUUGAAGGUUGUGGUUGUGGGAAAAACGUUCAGCGGUGUGAAUACUUUUGAAAGACACUUUAUUGACUAAUAUUUAGGAAUCUGAUAAAUCAAGAAAAAAGGUUUAUAUCUAAAGCUUGACUAAGUGUCCUGAUAAACAGCUGUUGUACAGCUGCUUUGCCAAUGAGGGGCUUAUUGUACAGGUUAGACAAUGAUGCAUGAACAAACUGAGGCAAUAAUUGCAACAUGAUUCUCUCUAAGAUUAAUUCAUUCAGUCAAUUCCUUACUUUGCAGUGCAUUGACUACUUUUGCAAAAAUAAGCCUGCAAAGUUGGACCUUCAAUGGCAGACAGGCAGCUUUGCAAUGAAUCGUUGGAUUAUUGUUAAAAAAUUAAAUUAAAUUAAAUAAGG